GACCAGAACUGCGGGGCUCUGCCCUGGCACAAGCGACCAGGCAGCGGGGUGCCAGGCCCGUCUCCAAAGUGCAACUGGGUUGGGGGGACGGGGGCGUGAGCCAUGCCUGGUUCUCGGGGGUCCCGGCUGCAGGGCAAGCUGGACCCGGUUGCUGAGAGGGCGGAGGAGGCCGAUGUGGCGGACACGGACGAGCAGGACAUCCUGCGCUACGAGGAGCGCAUCACGCAGCUGCUGGUGACCAUCACCCACCUCCACAACAAGGUCGAGCGGCUGCAGCAGCGCGGAGCCAGGGAGGACGAGGAGUACUCGGACCAGUGCUCAGAGUACACAGCCAGCCUGCCCAGGCAUGCACCGCAGCCCCUGCCCCCCCAGCUCCCGCCCCCCAGAGAAGGCGUCGGCCCCGACAUGUUCCUGGCCCUGCAGCAGGUGCUGGCAUCUCUGGAGCACACCGUGUUCGCCCGGCGCCACUGCGCACUGCGGCUCGCUGGGGCUGGAGCGGAGACGGGCACGGGCGGCAAGGAGUGGGCCCAGGUGGUGGAGACCCUGGAAGAGCUCGAGCGAGGCCUGGGGCUGUCCCCGGGGCUCGAGAUGGCAGCUGUCCAGGCACCGGGGGAGAGGGUGGCUGAGCUGAGCCCAGAGCUUGGGGCAGCGGAGACCAGCUGGUAUGGGAAGGAAGCGGCCACGCUGGCUGAGAGGAACAUGGCGCUGCGGGCAACGCUGGGCAGCAAGGAACAGGAGCUGAGCCGUGCCCAGGUGACCCUGCAGGCUCUCCAGGAGGAGCGCGACAGGCUCCAGAGGAAGGUCAAGGAGCUGCAGGAUUCCCUCUACCAGCUCGAGACGCCCGGCCAGGCCUGGAGCCCUCCUGGCUCAGCCACCACCCCGAUCAGGGAAGCUGGCAGCCCUGUUGGGGAAGGGGACCCCUGGCUGCUCCAGGUGAGGUCCUGGUCCCUCUUCCCCGGACUGUGGAAGACAUUCACACCCCCGCCCCCAGGAAAUCUGCUCCCAUCCCUGGGGCCUGCUGGGCAUCCUCUGCCCUGGGGACACACUCCAGCCACGUCUCCCUCAGGCCAGACAGAGCCACAACCCAGUGGCUGGAGUCUCCUGCAGCUGCAGCGGGGGCCACAUGGCUGUGGCCAGCAAGAGGUCACUCCCGUGGUGUCUCCUUUAGGGUAUGGUGCUGCAGUGCGUGCCCACCCAGAGGUCUCUGGUUACCCCCCACCCACGAACCAAGAUGUUCAGCCCCCCCCUGCGGCCCCUGCACCAGCUCCAGCCCUGGGCUGCACAGACCUACCUUUGCUUGCUCCACAGGACCCACUGGCCAGGGCACAGAGCCUGCUCCAGUGCUUGAAGGACCACCCGGCCAUGCAGCCCCUCUGCCGCCUCCUCCCCUCUGCCCCGGAGCUCUCCAGCAGGGAGCUGGAUGACCAGCUGCAGCAGCUGCGAGGGUGCAUCGAGCGGCUCAAGGGCCUGAACCACCUGCUCGCGGGCGCCCUGCAGGAGUGCAAGAGCGACUCAGAGCGGCUGAGCAUGCUGCUGGGGCAGCACGAGUCCAACAGCACCGCCUUGCGCCUGGCCGCCCAGUGCAGCGAGCACCGCAUGGAGGCCUUGGAGGUGCUGCUAGCCCUGGCCAGGGCGAAGCUGGAUGCUGGGGGGCACGCCCCAAGUGCAGCCCCCGCGGAGCAUGCUUCACAAGACGCGGCCGCCGUGCUGGCGGAGGCCAGAAGGUUCCUGGGCAGAGCGGAGCCUGACGGGCAGGAGGCAGCCGGCGAACCUGGCAUGUGCGGACAGCAAAGCCCACCCAGCCCCAGGGAGGAGGAGGAGGAGGAGGAAGAGGGGGUGCUGCGGCAGUAUCUCCGGCAGCUGCAGGCGGAGCAGGCGGCCGUGGAGGUCUCCCUGCUGGAGCUGGGCUGCUCUGGGCCCCCCGGUGCCGUGACCCGGCCCAGCGACGCCAUUCGGGCCAAGGUGGAGAAAGCCGUCCAGGCGUCCCUGGCUGCCCUGCCUGGGGAGAGGCCCUGGCCGAAGCUGGACAAGACGCAGCUGCUGCAGGACCUGGCAGCCCUCCAGGAGUCCAUGGCUGACGUGAAGACCCAGCUGCACCUGGCGGAGAAGGAGAAACGGGGCCUGGAGCUGGGCACCUACACGCUCGGCGCGCAGGAGGCUGCCUACCUGCUGCUCAUCGAGCAUCUGCAGCGGGAGCGGGACGCGGGCUCCGGCCCCGCCAGCUCUGGCAGCAGCACCAGCGAGGGCAGCACGGGCAGCAGCGGGGCAGGGGAGGCUGAGGGCUGGAAGGCGGCUGCCGUGGCACCCCGAAGCCCCCAGGACCUGGAGAGGAUGACGCUGGAGCUGGCCAGCGCGCUGGAUCGGAGCAAGGUGCUGCAGGACCAAGCCCAGGUGCUGGCGGCCUCCCUGGAGCAGCUCAGCGUGGCCAGCCGGGUGCAGCAGGCCCAGUGCACCGGCCUCGCCAGAGACUUCUUCCAGGCGCACAGCGCACUGGUGCUGGCCUACCGGGGCGCCCGCAGGAAGCAGGAGGCCCAGCUACGGCGCCUGGAAGCCCAGACGGGCGCCAUGGGCGAGCGGCAGGCACAGCAGGCACACGCGCUUGCCCAGCGCAUCCGGGCUCUGGAGGAGCAGCGUGCGGCCGGCGCCGAGACCUGCAUCUAGGCUGGGGGGGCCCUCUCCAUGGCCACGGGGCCACCGCCUCCUCCGUGACUGCGGCGGGGUCCGCGAGAUGUUGAGUUUUCGGCGUAGAAAGCCCACCCCAUAGCCCUGCUCCCCAGCGCUGCAGCUGCUGAUCCCCGUGGACUCCGGGCCCAGGCUGGAGAGUAAAGCCGUGCUGGAAGGCU
This is a messenger RNA of Gavialis gangeticus (Gharial), 2843 nucleotides long. RefSeq names its product USH1 protein network component harmonin binding protein 1 (gene USHBP1). NCBI's taxonomy places the organism in Eukaryota, Metazoa, Chordata, Crocodylia, Gavialidae. The record is from RefSeq and is a predicted model, not a curated record. The transcript is spliced from 13 exons. Bases 103 to 2661 code for a protein of 852 amino acids.